Molecule: messenger RNA, 2542 nt
Organism: Elgaria multicarinata webbii
Lineage: Eukaryota; Metazoa; Chordata; Lepidosauria; Squamata; Anguidae
Product: butyrophilin subfamily 2 member A2-like
Exons: 7
Coding region: 262-1380 (372 amino acids)
Biological process (GO): protein ubiquitination
Cellular component (GO): cytoplasm
Molecular function (GO): protein binding; ubiquitin protein ligase activity
Source: RefSeq, a predicted model, not a curated record
AUGGGUUAAAAAAGAGUGAGAGGAAGAUCCCUCUCCCUUUGUUCCUCCUUACCUAAGGUUGGCAUGAAGACAAAGUAAUGUGGAAAUGACUGACAGAUGCGUGCUCAGUGACGAGAACGUUCUAACAUCAUAUCUCUUUAGACUUUUCAUUGAUUGCACUGCCAGGGGCCCAGGAGAGAAUGAAAAGGAGGCUAAACAUUCAUGAUUGACUUUUGUCCUAAGGAUAUGGAAUUUGAAGAAGACCCAAGAAAUCACUGAGAAAUGUUCUUCACUCAUAAGUUUGCUUUCUCUCCCAGAGACCAGAACGAGAAAAGAAAGAAAAUGAAAUUGUCUCUCUUCUCUUGUGACCCAGAAAUGCAUUCCCUCCUAUUCAUUCUCACAAUUUUCUUGGUUAUUCCAACUAUUAAUAAUGUGGGCCCUGCAUCAGGCUCUGCUCCUCUCAUUGCCAUUGAAGGAUAUCAAGGCAGAGGGAUCCGAGUGGUCUGUCGAUCCAGAGGCUGGUACCCAGAGCCUGAAGUCCUGUGGAGAGAUAACAGUGGGAGGCCUCUACCUUCAUUGGCUAAAAAGCUUUCCCAGAUGAACGAUGGGUUACUUGAAGUACAGAAUGAGAUCAUUGUAACAGGAAAUUCAAAUCAGAACUUGACCUGUGUGGUCAGGAACAACCUUCUCAACCAGGACCAAGAAUCAACUAUUCAAAUAGCAAGUCACUUCUUCCUAAAGUUUUCUCCCUGGAUAGUCGGUCUGAGUGUAUUGCUAAUAAUGUCUGUGCUUGCCUUCACUACAUUUAUUCUUUACCUGUUGGACAGAAACAGAAAGCUCGACGCAGAUUUGAGUUGGAGGAACUUGGUGAUGCCAAUAGAAAAAGCAAACGUAACUCUGGAUCCAGACACGGCAAACCACGACCUGAUCUUGUCUGCAGAUCGGAAGAACGUCAUCCAAGGGUUCAUGUGGCACAGCCUGCCUGACAACCCUGAAAGAUUCAAUGCUGAUCGCUGUGUGUUGGGAGUGGAGGGAUUUUCCUCAGGGAGGCAUUACUGGGAAGUGGAGGUGGCAGACACAGGGUACUGGGCUGUGGGGGUAGCUAGACAGUCUGUGAGGAGGAAGGAGAGGCUCAGCCUUGUCCCCGAAGAAGGAAUCUGGGCUGUGGAGAAGUCUCGGAUCCAAUAUCAAGCUCUCACCAUUCCAGAGACUCCUCUGUUUCUGCGGAAGAGACCCCGGAAACUUGGGGUUUACUUGGACUAUGAGAUGGAACAAGUGGCAUUUCAUGAUGUCAGUCACAAGAUGCACAUCUACACGUUCCCCUCAGCCACUUUUAAUGGGGAGAUGAUCUACCCUUUCCUGCAUGUGGGGGUAGGCUGCUGGCUUAGGCUGUGCCGCUGACACAUUCCUUGCUCAAGGACUGAUGGGCAAACUAGGAGCUUUAUCGCACCAGCGUUAUACUGUGCAAUCACUGCGAAUUGCAUGCAAAGGACUCCGAAGUUUUCCAGUUUAUAAUCUGCUUUGACUGUGAAGUACUCCCAUGCAUCCUGCUUUAAUUGUGCUAUAAAGGGAAAAGAAUCGAGGUAUUUUGGUACUAGUUUUCGAGCGAAUCAUUUGUUGUUUUCCAAGCAGCCACUUGGGGGCGCAGGAGCAAGAUUUGAUAUGUUUAAAGAAAAAUUAAACAAAUGCUUACAUCUGUGUAAACUUUAAAGAUAAAGAUAUCAAAAUUGGCACAGUAAUAGAUAUUAAGGAGAGCUUUAAGCAUACCAAAUUUGAAUCAGAUUGGGUCAUCCGUUGAUUUUUUUGUGAUUUUUUUACAUUUCCCCCCUUAAACCCUUUGCAAAGGAUCUUAGGAGUGCUUCCGCUCGGGGUGUGAUUUAGCAACAACAACAACGCCAACAGCUUAGCGCUGUAGGGGAUAAUAAACAGGUAUGUGGGAUGAAGCUAUAGAUGUGAUCCGGCUAUUGUUCUACAUUUCUCACAGCCAGCCCAAAACUUCAGCAGAGUGCGGUGGCUGCUUCAGGCACUGAUUUUGGGUGACAUGAAGGGCAGCAAAUUGUAGUUUGUGAUUUAUUACUAUUGCAUUUUUACUGCCAGAGAGGGGGAAAUAGGGGGAGGGGUUUGCCCCAGGUGCCAAAAUAAUUUGGCCUUUUGAUACUUCGCAUCUUAAUGUGGGAAGAGGCGGGGCAUCAUUGGCUGCUCUGCCAUGACAGGUUGACUGUAGUGCUGUGCCAAAAAUUUAUCCCAUGAGAAUUUCGAGCAUUCUCAUUCAAUGUGGUAGAAAAGAAAUUGCCUUUGAAAAGAAAUUCAAAAGGAGAAGAAAUUUCAGAGAAAUUCUUGUGGGUUUGGCUCAGGGUCCUUGUGCUUACCUUACUUAUGUGACAGCUGAGGAGUGUGUGUGAGUGUCCUGUCUUUCAUCAUGCAGUCAUCUCUCUGACAGCCCGUAACCUUCUUGCCCAGGGGAAGACAUCAUGGAAUUUUAUUCCUCUCAUGGGUCCUUUUCAGAUCAGGAAGUUCAGCUUGAAUAUUUGUAAUUAAAUUCAAAUAUUACAAAAUGCCAUAA